Gryllus bimaculatus (two-spotted cricket) is the source of this 222-nucleotide messenger RNA. The record is from the annotation of a GenBank genome assembly. Lineage: Eukaryota; Metazoa; Arthropoda; Insecta; Orthoptera; Gryllidae.
AUGAGUCCAGCGUCUCACGCUGUUCAAAAUGAUACUUUUAAUGUGAUAAUGAACCCGAGCCUGUCAGCGGACGGCACGUGGACCCCCACCUACUGGCCCGUGCACACGGCCUACGGGCGCGAGUACCUCACGCUCGACGUCAACACGUCGGAGACAGGCCGCGGGCCGCGCCUCAAGCAGUGCGCCUUCUGGAAGAAAAGCUCUACGAAAGUAAUACAAUAA